Molecule: messenger RNA, 5557 nt
Organism: Dreissena polymorpha
Lineage: Eukaryota; Metazoa; Mollusca; Bivalvia; Myida; Dreissenidae
Product: src kinase-associated phosphoprotein 2-B-like
Exons: 9
Coding region: 125-1420 (431 amino acids)
Cellular component (GO): cytoplasm; plasma membrane
Molecular function (GO): protein binding
Source: RefSeq, a predicted model, not a curated record
UCAACUCGACCAAUUGGCAGAAGGAAUCUAAAAACCACUAGGAAGUCUUCAUAAAAAAGUUGAAUAACUUCCUGGAUGAAGCAGACAAGGAAGUUUUAAUCAUUUCGGUUUACUGUCAGUGGAUAUGACUGACGAAAAUUUGAAGCAACUUCUCUAUGAGGUUGAGAAGUUUCUAAAUGAAACCCUUAAGAAGGAGAAGUUGGGCAAGAAGUCCCAGGAGCACAAGCAGAUCAUCCUUGACAAGCUGACCAAGUUGUAUGAGGAGAACCCUAACUGGGUGCCAACACAGAACUCAGAUGGCUCAGGGAAGGAUGAUGACUCCACAAUGACAGGAGGCAGUAACAAGUCAGACGAAGGGGACACUAACUCCUACAGUGGAUAUAUUGAAGGGAAGCGGGAAACUGAAACCAACCUGGGUAUUGGCCUGAUUGCAGCGGGGGACAUCAAGGAACCCCUAGUUGCUGGUUUCCUAGACAAAAAACAGAAGAAAGGGACUGGUCUUUUUGGCCCGAAGUUACAAACACGGUACUGCGUGAUAAGCGGCGGUGUGUUCUAUUACUACGAGAAACAGACAGACAAGAAACAGUGUGGGGCCUUCAAGCUGGAUGGCUACAAAUUCCGGAACAAUCCAGAAAUUUCCACCAAAAAGAAUCUAAAGGAACUGUGUUUUGAAGUGUAUCACUCUGAUGAAAACAAACGACUGUACCAGUUCAUUACCAAGACUAAGCCUGAGUACGAACAGUGGGAAAUGUUCAUCAGCAGUCAAGGUCAACCAUUGAUAGAGGAGGACUUGUAUGAAGAAGUGGGCAAUGAAUUGAAGGAAAAGGUGCUGAGUGACAAGCCACUACCCAGUGGCCCAGAAGAAGACUAUGUUGAUGAUGUCUCAGUCAUCACUCCACCUGGCCCCAGUGAGCCCAGUGAAGACUACGAGGAGCCAGAGGCGCCCAGUCGCCCCCCACCCCCUCCCAUCUCAACCCUCAAGCAAGCCCCUCCCAUCUCUACCCCCAAGCAUCUCCCACCACUUCCACCGCCCCCAGAGCCUGAACUCAUCCAAGAGGACAUUUAUGAUGACACGGUCAGCCCCCAGACGGUCAGCCCCCAGCCUGCGCCGCCACCUGUCCCUCCUCCAAUUAUUAGGAAAGCACCACCCCAGCGUGUGCUGCCAGAGUGCCCCCCACAGAAGGUGAAGAUCAAUGUCAAAGUCACGUGCAACCCCAAGGAGGAUUUUGAGAAUCUCUACUACGGGAAAUGGGACUGCAAUGCAGAUAACAAAAAUGAGCUGAGUUUUAAGCGUGGAGAUAUGGUUUAUGUCAUUAGUCGGCAGUUCGAUGAAAAGGCCUGGUGGAUCUGCGAAUGCCAUGGCAAGUAUGGACUGGUGCCAAAAUCCUUCCUUUUACCUGCCUAUACUUCUGUUGAUUAACAGGUUUGGAAGCAAUUAACAGACCAACACUUUUUGUAUACCGAUAGUAUAUUGACCAAUUUUUUCAAAGACCUUUUUGAAAAAAUAAGAAAUAAUUAUAAAAUAAGGGAUAGCCAGAUGUUUAGUGUAAAGUUUUUAAUAUGAUAUAUAUUUUAAACAGAAAUGUUUUAAGAUUUUAUCCCAAGCACUUUUGCAUUAAAGUAUUCACAGUUUAUUUUAGCCCCCUUAACAAAGUAAAGGUGGGCAAACUGGGAUCGCCAUGUAUGUCUAUCUACUUAAUGUAGGAACACCUUGGUCCAGGGGCAUUAUCCUACACUUUUUAACACUCAACACUCAAACUAGCAGGGAUGAUUACUUAUGAUGUAAACAUGUGCAUGUGAUAUUUUUGUCACAUGGUUGAAAUUACCAAAGUUAUGCCCCUUUUUCAACUUAAGACAUUGUUACAUAUGGCAUCGUGGGGAAGGGGGUUUUGGCAGUAUUCUUCAUAAUUAUUGUGACUUACAUGUAUUCGUGUGAAUUCAGGAAGAUGGGAGUUUGAAUAACAUUAUAUGCUGUUUUACUUAAAUAUUUCCUCAACAAGAACUGAUGAACAUGUGAUAAGGUCCUUAUAGAAUCUCAUUUUGCAAAUCAUUUGUAUUGUAUUAAAAAAGCCUUUUAUGUAUGGCCCAUUAUGCCCUUAAGGGGGGCACAUACUAGUAGUAAUCUGAUCGUAGGUCCUUCAUCCGCCCCUUUGUCCCACUUCUUGUUCAGGCGUAUUAAAAGGAUUUUAAAAAAACUUCAUUUAAUUAUGGAGGGCAACAAUGGAAAAUGCGGAGCACAAGAACCAUAACUCUUUGGCAGUAACAGAGUAUUUUCCUUUUAUUUGUGCAAAGCCCAACUCCCUUAAGAUUAAAGGUAUUUAAAUAAAACUUUUUAUACAUUGAUAGAGGAUGUUAAGAGGAACAAUUCUACGACCAGUAUUUUUGGAGUUAUUACUCUUAGCUUAAUUUGUGUAUUGUCCUUAUUUGCAUAGAGCAUAAUGUAUAAAGAAAUAAAGGGAUUCAAAUGGAACUUAAAAUUAUGAUAAGGGCAUUGAGGGGAAGUGCAGAUUUAAAAACCGUACAUAUAUCUUCAGUAUUACAGAAUUAUUGUGUUUGGUCAUUUUUCUUUAGCGCAAAAUAACUAUCUUUGUAUCGAAGAGAUUUAAAUGAAACUUGAUAAAUUCAUAGAGGAAAUUGAGACAUCAUGUACUGAUUGAAGUCUUCUGGAAGAGGUACAGAGCAUAAUAGUAAUAAUAAAACCACAUUUAUGAAGCGCCCUUUUCAUACAGUAUUGUGCGUUCAAAGGCGCUUUACAAUAAAGAACAAUAAUUAUAGUCAAUAUUUAAAACAAAUAUGCAAAUAUAUGUGAUCCACUUAGAUUCCUGCUUAUCUCAAAACCAAAAUAAGCAAAAUACGAACAAUGAAUUCUAAGAAGUAAAUAAAACUGACAUUGACUAUCCUAUAUACAAUAAGGGUUUCUUUGUACAAAAGUGGUAAAAUGGUUUGAUGUUAAAAAUAAUAUGUGUAACACAACAAUGUUUAUACAUUUAUUUAUGGAGUAUUCACCUUUUGUUUUACUUUUUGUGCUUUUUAAAAUUAUUUUUGUAAGUAUUAAAUUGAUUAUAAUGAAAAUUCAUAUAUUAUAGAGUACAUUGAGAGUUUUGCUCCGAUGGAUAAAUCAAAUGUGAAGAUCAAGGUCACACUUUUGGAUCAAAAUUAUACUUUGGGGUAUACAGUACUUACAGUGACCACUUGUUAUCUGUUAUAUUUCCAGAUUUUAUAUUUUUGCCUAUUAAUGUAUUUUAUUUUUGUUACCUUUAUAACAUUUGCCUUUGUUAAUCUAGCUAUGCAUUUAAAAACACUUAUCAGGUAUUUCCUGAUUUUGACGAGCUUCAUUUAUUAUUUUAUUAUCAAAUGGUACAAUGUAUAAAAUAUUGAACUAGUACCAUAUGAAACCACAAACUGUGUAAUAAUUUAUAAAUGUACGUGUAUGUUCAGGAGUAACCCAAUGGAUAAUGCACAGAUAUAAACAUUAUAUCAAUCAUAAGUUCAUGCAUUUUUAAAGCAAACUAAAUUUUACCAAACAAGUUAGUAGAUGAAAAACAUGUUAACCUCCUACAUGUACUUCAUAAAGAACAGUAAAAACAGAAUUCCUGUUAAGAUAGCAUUUUUUUGUACCAAAUGUUUUUGGUUUUCUCGUUUAAUUAAAACUCCUUAUUAUUAUAUGGUUAUUAAUUGUGUACCUUUUUUGCUGUUCGAGCAUAAUGAUAUUGUGAUAAACUGAAGAAACAACAUAACAAUAAUUUAAAAUAUGUGUAUAGUAGCAAAAAUAAUGUUUUAGUAGUAUGUUAAUUUUGCAAAUAAUCCUAUCAGGCUGCUGUGAUGUUCAUAGGAUUAGCUGCAAAUUCGUAAAAUGAAAUACAAAUAGGUGGUUUUCUGUUCCCAGAGUGUCAAGUUUGCUCUGCACCAUACUUGUUCUAUUCAUACCAUACUAUUUUUACCGGAGAGUAUUUUUCUAUUCUUUUGGUUAAGCCUACAAAUUUACAACAUGUACUUUUUUUAUUAAACAGUUCAAAAUGUCAGCAUUAAAUUGUUUAGUAAUGUUUUAAACACAAAUGUUAUUUUUGCUCUAAUUGCUCUGAACCACAUGUUGCAUAUAUUUUUUCAUUUUUUUUUCUCAUUGGCUACUGCUUCUGAUUAUGUAAGAGUCAAAAGAAUUGGCAGCAUGGAAAAAUUGAAAUAAUGUGAAUUUUACAAAAAUGACAAAGUUACAAUAUUACUGCUCCAUUCAAACUACACUGUUACUUUAUUGGGCUGAAAAUCCUGUCUAAGAUUGUUUUCCAUAGGCUUCCAGUUAUUUUAGUUUACAGAUGGGCAGAACUUGCUAAUCGGCCCUUAGUUUUUCAUUCAUGAGUGGCAGUAGAAACUACAUAUUUUCACAUCAGUUUUUGCCUGUAAAAAAAGAACAUUUUUUAUUGGUUAAAUAAAAUAUGUUUAUGUCCCCCCAGUCUAUACUGGGGGACAUAUUGUUUUUGCCCAGUCUGUUUGCCUGUUGAUUUGUUUGUUGGUUUGUUUGCGUCAAACUUUAACAUUUGCCAUAACUUUUGCAAUAUUGAAGAUAGCAACUGCAUAUUUGGCAUGCAUGUGUAUCUCAUGGAGCUGCACAUUUUGAGUGGUGAAAGGUCAAGGUCAUCCUUCAAGGUCAAAGGUCAAAUAUAUGGGGGGACAAAGUGUUUCACAAACACAUCUUGUUGAAUUUUUUUUUAAAUUCUACAAUUAUAAAUAAAAAUCAUUUUAUUGUUAAAAAAAUGAAAAUGCAACUGGCAAUUUAACGUAAAUCAGCUGCUAUAAUAUGCUAAAUAUUGAAUCUAAAGAUGGCCAUAGACAAAUUUCAUUUUCUUUACCCUUUAGGCGACCAAUCAGAGCCUUGAUUUCUUGGUCCAGAAUUUUAGGAAAACCUUUUGAAAUGUGUCUUAAUUGUGGUGACCUAUGUUUUCAUAACUGAGCUGUGGGAUCCAACAGCCAGAGUGCAGAAAUAUCCUUUCACGUAUCCUUUCAGUUCAUGAAAAACAGUAUCUUUAUGUUGCCAAAACUUUGCUCAUAAUGUUAUUAUAAUUUUUGUCUUAACCCUAGUUAUAUCAAUUUAUUACAUAAUAUUUUAUUUUUCCUGUGUUUUAAUAUCGAAGCCUGUAUUGUUUUAUUGCUUAAGUUUCUUACAGCAUUUUUAUUUAUAUCACACAUUUUUAGAUUAUAAAUCCUUUAAUUAAUGCUGCAUAAAAGUAUCAAUCACUCUUAUUUUUAUCAAUUGUAUGUAUAUUUAUAUGUUUUGUACAACGCCAUUUAAUAUAAUUAUAUAAAUAGGCGUUUCAUCAAAUUAGCAAGUUUCAAGUUUCAAGUUUUCAUAACAGGUUCCUUGAAUAUAUAAAAUGUGUAUGUCAUGCCAGAAAAGUCAAUAUGCAUUAAUUAGUGUCAACAUAUUAUAUGUGAUUUCUGAUAUUUGUAGCCUGCAGGUUCCCUGUUUAUGCAUGUAAUGCCAAUACUGUAGGUUAUUAAAUGGUGCUCUGAUCUAUGCCUGUUAUGUUUAGUGCAAUACUUCUAAUAAAAAUAUUUAAUUUAA